This is a messenger RNA of Papilio polytes (common Mormon), 1524 nucleotides long. Its product is annotated as myb-like protein F. Lineage: Eukaryota; Metazoa; Arthropoda; Insecta; Lepidoptera; Papilionidae. Bases 549 to 1508 code for a protein of 319 amino acids. The record is from RefSeq and is a predicted model, not a curated record. The transcript has a single exon.
AAUAAAAUAAAAUUUUCAUAAUUCCAUGCGGAUGAAGUUGCACGGGAACAGCUAGUUACACUAAGACAUUGACUUUUUAAGUAUUUCAUAUUAUUUAUCGUCUUUCAUUUCUAAUAUUCGGGGCCUCAAUUUGUAUAACAUACCUAGAUUGUAUUACUGUUCAAAAAGCAAUGUAAAAUCUUUUUCAUGCGUAAUUAGUUGGCAAUUAUAUUCCAAAUAUUUAUACAGAUGUUAGCCGUCGAGUAACGCGUGGAUAUCAGUAAACACGCGUAAAACAUAUAGCUAAAUUCAAUAAAGGCGUAGUUGGUAAAUUAUCCGACAGUCUUUAUACUUUCGGGUGAAAUAAUGUAGUGUCGGUUUUUGUUUUCUCUUGACAAAGAAAUUAAUAUGAAAUUCUUAAUUAUACUUUUGGUGAUAAACGUACAUGUAAGUAAAUAUUUUAAUAAUAAUAUAAAUACGUUUGUAAAUAAAAAAAAACAAAUAGUUAUAAUAAAUACUUUAAAUUACAGGUUCAUUCAGCAUCUAUUUACGGUGAGUUUCGUGAUGUGAUGUCGUCGUUAGAACAUAGUUUUCAAAAGAUGAUAACUGAUGUUGUCACCGAUGUAAGAGAUACAAUUGAUUGUACCGUUGAAGCAGUUGAAAGUGCAUUAGCACUCGGAUCUACUAUAUCUAAUCCUAAAUGUAGGGGAGUUAUAAAAAAUCAAGAUAACGGUAAUACAAAAGGAAUGUCAUUGAACAUACCAGAUGCAGAAUUUAAUGGAAUCAAAAAUGAUUACAAUAUAUAUUCUAAACCAUUUAAUUACGAAAAUGAAAAUUUGAAAUAUAAAUUCACAAAUGAUGAAGAUCGCUUGGCAUAUAUGAAAAAAUUUCUUAAAGAUGAAUUCGAUAAAAUGUCCGCAAGUAUGCGAAUACAAUUUAAAGAGAUAGAAUCUGAAGAGAAGUCAGCAGCUGAUGCUAUACUGAAAUAUAUCAAUAUUUUACAUAACAUGAAGCAUAAUAGUAAAAGUGAUUCCGAAGUGAAUGAAGCGAAACGAAUAUUAGACGGUGCUUCGAAGAUUUUAAAUGCAAAUAAUAAUUCCAAUGUUAAUAAAAUAUUAACUUUACAUGAUUCAAAUCAAGACAAAGUUAAUAUGCAGAAUACAAUGAAGAUAGCAGAAAAUAAAUUUACGAAUAAUAUGCACAAUGCUACACAUUUAUCAACGGGAACAUUAAAAGACAUAUUUAAUAAAGCGUUAGGAACUCAUGUUAAAGACAAUAAUCAGCAAAGGAAUCAAGGAAUAGAUGGUGAAAAUUCCCCCUUGUCUGGUAUAGACUUGUCUCAUCAUACUAUAGAAAAUAAUGAUGAACCUAUGGACUAUGAUUCAUUAUUUGGUCAUAGUGAAUCAAACAAAGACGCAAUAGACGAUGCUACUAAAAUACUAGAAGAUAGCCAAAGAACUAAUUCUAUUUUGAACAACUUUUUUCCACAAGCUGCUCAAGCUGGUAGCAGUAUCUUUGAUAAUCCAUAAACGUUUGGUUUUUUUU